CCCGGCAGCGCGGCCUGUGCGGAGCGGCCGCGGCCAUCCCCGGCUGAGGGCAGAAAUGUUCCAGGUGAAGCCUUUUCUUCCACGAUGGCAUCGAGGCUCGUUCCCAAAGUGAAUUCCAAGCAGGGAGGAUUUCCAUGCCAGCAGAAACACGUGGCUCUGCUCAGCCCCGUGGGAAGGAUCGAGAUAUCGGGGUGUGAGACGGGCGUACAUGAAAUAAAACUUCCCAAAAUGAGCGUGCUGCCAGCUGGCAGGGCAGAGUGCUCGGUGAGCUGCGAGCUGUGCGAGGAGGAGAUUCCCGAGCCGCUGCAGCAGUGCUCAGCCUGGCUCCGAGCCUACUUCUGUGAGCCAGCCAGCACAGCCACCCUGCCCGUGCCAGCCUUCCACCACCCCCUGCUCCAGAGAGAUUCCUUCACCAGGCAGGUGCUGUGGACGCUGCUGAACGAUGUGAAGUUUGGGGAGGCUGUUUCCUACAAGCAGCUGGCAGACCUUGCUGGCAACAGCCGUGCAGCCCGAGCCGUGGGGGGAGCCAUGAGGAGCAACCCGAUCCCCAUCCUCAUCCCGUGCCACAGGGUGAUCCGUAGCAGUGGGGACACUGGCAACUACGGUGGGGGACAGCUGCUGAAGGAGUGGCUGCUGUCCCACGAGAAGCUGCAGAAGGAGAAGCUGCAGGAGGAGAAGAAGCCGGCGCGUCCCUGACCAGCCGCGACACGCAGCCACGGCUCCUUGGCUCGUAGCAAAGCUCUCAGAUCACCCAGCAGAAUUCAGGAAAAAAUGGUAAAUAUUUGAGUGACACAGAAAUAUAAUGCAGCAUCCAAAGUGAAAUGUGUGGUGGCACCACUAUAUUAAAGAAGCAGGAUGUGUCCUGGGGGAGGCAGCUCGGCUGCCCUUUCUUGUUUUUACAUUUUACAGCAGAAUGACUACAGCGAUCCAGGCCUGUUGUGCAUGGAUUUUGUUCCCAUCUCCAGCCCUGUUUUGUUCUAUUUUUAAUGUCCAUUAAAGCAGGGAUAAGGGAGUGGGAGGGACGUGGCAAAUGUGAGGUGGAAGCUUCCCCCUGAGGAGCGUCUGGCUCGCGGUGAGUGGCCCAGCCUGGCACACCAGGCUCUGCCAGCCCCUGCCCAGCUCCCCCUCCCCACUCUGGGGCAUAAAAUGAGUGAAGGGAGCACAGUGAGAUCUGUGCUGAACACUCCUGAUUUUUCUUUGGAGAUGGGAUUUUUUUUUUUUUUUUUUUUUUUUUUUUUUUUUUUUUUUUUUUGGUAGAGAUGUUGCUGACAAACUGUAUAUUUUGGAUAAGCAGUUUGAUUAGCCUGAAAAGCUCAUCGUAGUUGCUUCCUUAGCAGCAGCACAUUCCUUUAUCAUUUCAGUUUUCCUUCAGAUUUCUGCAUUUCUCUGUUACCCAAAGCUUUAUUUCCUGUAGCCUCUCUGUUGGAAGGAUUCAAGAGACAUUAAAGCUAAAUUUUGAGGUGGUUUUAGCAGGGUUCUCUGCGAGUACGAGCCACCAGAAACUGAAAUUUCCAGUAUGGGAAUCGUAAAUUCUAACAUGGAAAUACUGAUUUUUUUAUGUGUUUUAUCAUAUUUUCACGGAUGUCUCUUUAGAAGGGCCAUUGCUACCCCCCAAAAAAUUAUUGUGUGGCAGUGUGUUAGUUAAUCCAGGAUUAUUGAUUCCUCAGAAUUACUUCAAUAAAAAAACUGCUUUGCAUGUG
Molecule: messenger RNA, 1700 nt
Organism: Catharus ustulatus (Swainson's thrush)
Lineage: Eukaryota; Metazoa; Chordata; Aves; Passeriformes; Turdidae
Gene: MGMT
Product: O-6-methylguanine-DNA methyltransferase
Exons: 7
Coding region: 85-696 (203 amino acids)
Biological process (GO): DNA repair
Cellular component (GO): nucleus
Molecular function (GO): methylated-DNA-[protein]-cysteine S-methyltransferase activity
Source: RefSeq, a predicted model, not a curated record